This is a messenger RNA of Amoebophrya sp. A25, 1014 nucleotides long. NCBI's taxonomy places the organism in Eukaryota, Dinophyceae, Syndiniales, Amoebophryaceae. The record is from the annotation of a GenBank genome assembly.
AUCUUACUGUGUGCAGAAAUUAGAAGCCCUUCUAGUACAAGGCCAUCCUACGACGGCCCCUGAGCCGAAUGAUGAAGUGAGUGCGUUUACGUGUGCAAGAAAUGUUUGAUUUCUGAGGUAUGUAAACAAGCGAGCGAAAGAUGUUAUAGGUCCUCACGAAUUGGGAACGCGAACCUUUGUGUUUUCUCUCUCCCGCCCUCCCUCUCCUGAGUAGUUUUAUAUUUAUAUCUUCGUUCGGUUAAGGGGCUAAGAUCUUACUGUGUGCAGUGUUGGGGCUAAGAUCUUACUGUGUGCAGAAAUUAGAAGCCCUUCUAGUACAAGGCCAUCCUAUUGGUGUAAGUUAUUUUUUACUGAGACGCAGACGAGGUUUUUCAUGUCCUCGUUAGAAUCUCCAUGAAGUUAUCAAAUGAUCAAUGUCAUUAUACCUACAGACAUAGACUCUGACUCGUCUUCGUCAUAUUCACACAUUGUGCUAUUGGGCGGUUUCGGCUUUCAUUCUAGUUCAACUGGCUAAGCUAAAAAUCCUUGUCCUCAAGCAAUCGCAGUCAAGUCCUUACAUCAUCAUUGUGAUAGGAAUGAUUCUCGAGUUGUAGUAGUCCUACAUUGUCGUUGUCCAUUUCCUUUUCUAACCCCUCCUCGGUCCAGUGCUUUACAACUCGCAUUAUACGGGAAAUUUCAACAACCUAAUCACGGUUGGUACGAAGAAGGCCAAAAGCAUUGCCGAGUUGUGGGAUAUGGCAUGCAAGGAAUAUUCCCAUCACAACGCAGCUGGAUAUCGUCAGCUUUUUGGGAUUUAUUAUGAGGUAUUCGUAUUUUGCUUUCGAUUUUGAAAAGAACUAGUAGUAAGUAGUAGUUUGUUAGAGUUAUUAUAAUUAUUGUUCGUUGAGAAGUGGAGUACUAGGUAGAUCAUAUUAAUUAAAACAAAGAAAAACAUUGGCGUCUUCGCAAAAACAAAUCCCUCACUUGACCGAACACAACAUCACCAACUACAGAACGGUUUCGAAAAACUCCACC